Molecule: messenger RNA, 3550 nt
Organism: Populus trichocarpa (black cottonwood)
Lineage: Eukaryota; Viridiplantae; Streptophyta; Magnoliopsida; Malpighiales; Salicaceae
Exons: 11
Coding region: 458-3130 (890 amino acids)
Cellular component (GO): Ino80 complex
Source: RefSeq, a predicted model, not a curated record
GAACCAAGCAAGGGCAGGGUGCGAUAGGCCGAGCCUAGUAGGAGCCAUUGACUGAUCGAAGCCGAGCCCGAAGCGCGCGAACGGAGGAUUGAAUGCUCAUCCUAAUCUUGUUAACCACCCGUUCGCUCCUCCAAGCCCUCGGCUUCACAAAACCACAGACUAGACUCGUCUCCUCUCCCUGUCUCUCAAAAACCUAGUCAAUCAGGAGGAGAAGAUAACCUUGACGACCUAAACCAAAAUAAUAAAAAUAAAAAUAAAAAUAAAAAUCUAUUUCUCUUUCUUUUCCUCUCGUCGUCGUCGUCGCUCCCUUGCUUUGCUUGUGCGUUCAAUACAGAGCAAGCACCCUCCACUGUUAAUCCAAGGGCUGCCGGUUUCUUUUCUCUUCGAGGUUUAUGCUUAAAAAAUGUCGCUUUAAUCUUCUACUGAGGAUUGAUUGUUGACAUCUUGUGCUGUGCUGAUGGCGGCUGAUCAACGGAGAAAUCGGCUUAAUGGGGCCAGCCUUGAGGGUUGUAGUUCCUGGGAGCCGUACAGAACUAAAAAGAAGAAGAAAUCGAAGCAUGAUUUGAAUGCAAAAUCUCUUAUUUCUCUUGAGUGGGAUGGCAACCGAAAAAAGGUUAUUGCCAAAAGGGAGCAAAUUGGCAUCAGUCAGAGAGAUUUAAGGCCAUUUAUUGAUUCUGUUCCCCAGUAUCAUAAUCUUUUAGCAGAUGCUUUCCCUGUUCCGCGAGAAAUUUUUGAGUUGAAGAAUUUGACGGAGGUCCUCUCGAAUGAGGUUUGGCAGACUCAUUUAUCAGAAAAUGAGAGAAACUUUCUUAUGCAGUUCCUACCUACAGGACUAGGUACAGUAGAAGUUGUGGAAGCAUUGCUUUCUGGGGACAACUUUCGUUUUGGAAAUCCAUUACUUAGAUGGGGUGCUUCACUUUGCUCUGGUAAUCAUCACCCUGAUGCGGUUCUUUGUCAGGAACAGCAUCUAAAGGCUGAUAAAAAAGCAUACUACUCCAACUUGCAGGAUUAUCAUAAUGACAUGAUAACAUAUUUGCAGAAGUUGAAGGAUGCAUGGGAAAGUAGCAAGGAUCCAGAAAAGGAAGUUUUGCAGAAGAUGUGGAGGAGGUCAAGAAGUGAUGCAGAUAAAAGAAUUUCUCCUUGCGAUAAUGAGUCUAAAUUUCAUGACCUUGGGGAGAAUUUGGUGGUGACAUCUGAAUCCAGCUCCUUAGUUGCAGAGGAGAAAGCAUCUAGCAGUGAUAAUCAGAGUUCUCCUGCAACAAAGGGUGGAGAGUUUCAAAAGAGGAUUUUUGAGAAAGGCUCCAUGAAGGAGAAACGUAGAAAGCCAUUGGUUGCUUCAGAUCAUGCAACUCCUGGAAAAGAAGACAAGAUACACAAGCGCAAUAUCUACCGUAGCGAUGGUGCCAAAUACAUGUCGUACUUAAAGAUAAGCAAGAAGCAGCACCAACUUGUCAAGAGCAUGAAGCAAUCCGGUAAAAGCAUUCAAUCUAAGUCUCUUAACUGUGUGUUAGGUGACCUUGAUACUUUGCAUGUACAACCAUAUGAAGAAUUUGUGAAAGAGGAACAUAAGAAGUUGCUGGAGCAUUGGAUGCAAUUGGCACACAAAGAUCUUCCUGCAGCAUAUGCGAUCUGGAGACAAAGACAGUUUCAGAGACAGGAGAUAACCAAAUCUAUGGAGCAAGAGAUGAAAGGCAAAUUAAAAUAUCCAGUGGAGUAUCUGGAGAAGGAUGGCCAUGAGACUGUGCUUCAGGAUCAGAGUGAUCAAGGUGCAAACAAACAUGAAACCAGCUUGGAGGAUAUGCAAGAACAGAACCAUGAGAUCAUGCUUCAGGGUCAGAAUGAUCAUGGAACAAGAUACCAAGAAUCUGACAAUUCUGAGGAUGGCAUUUCUGGUUCUAUCUCCCCACAGGAUCAGUCUCCACAGCAUAUUUCCUCCCUUUCUGUCGGCCAGGAUCUUAACCCUGUAGAUAUGAAUAUGGAAAAUAAUCAUGUCCAUUCAAACUCAAAUUCAGAUGAAGCUUCUCCACAUGUAUCUGAGUACUCAGGCAGCAUGCAUGCUACAGAUACUUCCAUCAAUCAGGGAAUCCCUAUAUCUUCUUCUGGUGGAGAUGUCUGGUCAGCAGCUAGCAUACCUAAUUCAUAUUAUGAUUCUAGUGCAAACCAUGAAUACACAUCUACUGGUGGAUUGUCACUGCCACAUCAAGUUAAUGAAGAGCAACGUUCUCAAUUAAUUGAUUUGGGAUCUAAAGUGCAUGAAGAAGAUGCUGGGAAAGAUUUGUUGCACGGACAAUCUGAUGAUGGUUCUUUCAGCUCUUACCCAAACCAUGAUCGCAGUGGAUUGCUUCAAUCUUUGUUCAAAAGUCAGGCAAUGUUACCCUACCAUAGUGAACAAAAACAAAACGGGCUAGAUUUUCAAUCACCAAAUGGUGUUAUAAUGCAAGAUGGCCAGUUUACAGGAAAUCUCCAGGGGCAGCUUCAGCCUUUGCUGUCACUUGAACCGGGACAGAAGAGGCACACUGAGGAUUACUUGCAACAAAAUAUAACAGAGGACAUUUAUUCCGAGGGGGGAGGGUUCUUGAUUCCAAGACAAGGAAAUGCACCACCAGUCAUUCUGCAAGACUGGAAUGUUAAUCCUGUUCGUAUGCCAGCACGGCUCCAAUCCCAUCUAAAUGAUGGUGGAUUGCUAACUCAGAACUGGUUCUCUGGGGAGCAUCAAGUUUGCAGGGACUGGACUGGUGCAGGUGGUCCUAGUGUCUCAAACCAGAGCAUUGGAAGUAAUGCAGAUCAAAGCCUAUUUAGUGUUCUAUCACAGUGUAACCAACUGCAUACGAGAAACCCCAUUAACCAAUUGCGUUCAGGUAGCCCUGUCAAUCAGCGUUCAAGUGGUCCCUUUGAUUUAGUGGGGUCUGCUGAGCAGUUUGUGUUGCCGAGGAACUAUGGUAUGGUGAGUGGGGUUACUCCCAGGAUCAGUAAUACUUUACCACAAGCAGUUCACCCACUUGACUACUUUGGUGGGCGUGACACUGCUAGUUCCCUGAUGCCUGAUGACAUGGGAUGGAUGACUUUGCCACACAAUUCUGCUUUACAUGAUCCAGUGGGAAAACCGCACUUAAGGUCAUGGAAUCAAUGAAUGUUUUUCCUCACAUUUUUGGCAGGUGAAGCUCAAGGUUACGAUCAUGAGAAGAAAUGCCAAAUUCAAGAUGUAAAUCUUGACUUGUUACCUAUAGAGGUUGUGGGAAGAGACUUUUGAGCUUAUGCAAGACUUGCAGAAGUGCAAAAUCUCGCGACAAAUUCCGAGAUAGGUUUUUGUACAUACUUUAUACGAGAGCCAAUUCAAACAGCAUGUAAAUAUCCAGAUGUUAGAUAGGCAGGUGAGAGCAAAGAUGAGGAAGGAUCAAAAAGGUUCUGAUAUCUUCUAUCUGGUAGGUAAGUUACACCUUGCAUUUUUGUUUCCAGUCACAUUUUUUUUCUCCCUUUGUUGACCGAGAAACAUCUUUCAAUAAUUUUUAAGGCUAUAAAUUGCCAAAGGCUCUCGCAUCAUUGUUUUUGA